AUGGCUUCGUUUAAAGCAUUGUAUGGGAGGAGAUGUAGGUCACCCAUAGGUUGGUUUGAAGCGGGUGAAGCCACUGUGAUUGGACCUGAUACUAUGUUUGAGGCUAUGAAGAAAGUUAAGCUUAUUCGAGAACGGUUGAAGAUAGCCCAAAGUCGUCAAAAGUCAUAUACAGAUGCGAGAAAAAGAGCUCUUGAAUUUAAAGUUGAUGAUUUGAUUGAAUUGCUUGUCGAGUUGUCAGCUGUCCAUCCUGUCUUUUACGUAUAUAUGCUUAAGAAGCACAUUGGUGACUCUGUUGUUGUUGAUCCGCCAGAAAGCUUUGAUGCUCAGGAUAGCCUUUUGUAUGAUGAAGUUCCGGUUGAAAUCCUAGAUUAUCAAGUUCAGGUGCUCAGUCUCAGCGGCGACGGUGAUUUUCGAGUACCUCCAUCUGCAUUCCUACAAUUGGUGAUUUUCAAUAUAACAAAGUGGAGCAAUUGCUACAAAACAGAGCAAUUGCUGGGAAAAGGAAGAGCUAUGUGUGAUUUGGACUAA
This is a messenger RNA of Capsicum annuum, 528 nucleotides long. RefSeq lists its product as uncharacterized. The transcript is spliced from 4 exons. The record is from RefSeq and is a predicted model, not a curated record. Lineage: Eukaryota; Viridiplantae; Streptophyta; Magnoliopsida; Solanales; Solanaceae. The coding region runs from base 1 to 528 and encodes 175 amino acids.